GCAAGUGAAAGAAAAAAGACCUAUGACAAUUUCGACAUUCAAGUAAAAUCUCAGUUGAUGCCCAAUUCUCGUAGGAGUAGGAAGUGAGUCCUCCGAUAAAAAGAAACUUUGUACUGGAUCUUUUAAUGAGGACAACCAUGGUACAUUGAACAUAUCUUCAACCAUUAAAAAAGUGCUCAACUCUUAAAAAAGAAAACUUUAAAUAAUUUUAGUAAAAAAACAUUAAUUUGUGGAAAGUGAUUUUCUGUACAAAGGGUGCAAGUGAUUUGUGAAGAAAAAACUAUAAAGUGGUCUUAGUGUUUGCUCAAAAGAUUACUGCUGUAAAAAAAAACAAUUAAGGAUGCACAGUUGGGAGGUAAUACAGCAACCCAUCAACUACGAUCAUCACUGGUAUGGGAAUGUACCCAUAAAGAGGGAAUCACCAGAUAUUGCAACAUAUACUGGGCAGAACACAACAAUGGGGCACGAAUCCAGCGCAAGUUCACCAACCAGUAUGCACAGUGAGGAGUCAUCCCAUCAUGGCAAUCAAUCCGUUUAUGGAGAAAUUCAUGCUGCUACAUCACUUCAUAUGUCACAGAUGCGGCAACCAGGUUUCAAUCCCUUGACCCCACCUGGAUACCCCAGUGCUGUGAUCCCACCUAACAGUACGAAUCAGCCUGCAGUUCGACAGAACAAUGAGUCCCCGACCAGGAGUUUCUUGAGCACUGAAGGGACAUACCCAUUACUAAACAACCUGACGCCCACCAAUAGUCCCCCAAUGAACGUGACGCCACCCAAAUCACCCAAAAAUACCAAACACAUUGAGGAUGGUUCGGAUAAUACGGACGCCAACUGUGACAUGGACGAUGAGACUCGAUCCAAUUGCAGUGAUGUCGAUGAUGACGCCAUAAGGACACCAAAAGUUAAUUCUCACGGAAAGGUCAAGACGUACCGAUGCAAGCAGUGCGAUUUCUAUGCUAUAACCAAAGUGGACUUCUGGGAACAUAGUCGAAAUCACAUGAAACCCGAACGGAUCCUAACUUGCCACCUGUGUCCAUUUGUCACAGAGUACAAACACCAUCUCGAGUACCAUCUGCACAAGCACUUGGGCUCCAAACCGUUCAAAUGCGAACAGUGUGAUUAUAGUUGCGUGAACAAAUCCAUGCUCAAUUCACAUCUCAAGUCACAUAGCAAUAUCUAUCAGUACCGAUGUGCAACAUGUAAGUAUGCCACCAAGUACUGCCACUCUCUGAAACUCCACCUCAGGAAGUAUCGCCAUCAACCAGCUAUGGUGCUCAAUUCAGAUGGAACACCCAAUCCACUGCCAAUCAUUGAUGUAUAUGGAACUAGGAGGGGUCCUAGAACCAGAAAGUCACCCAAAGGUACUAAGUCCAAAACCCCACCUACUAGUCCAUCAACGCAGAACAAGACUCAGGCUACUAGUCCUUUGGCUGCUAUGGCAUCGGGACUGUUACCCAAUUUCGCCAAUAUGCUCCAAAAUGGAAGUAUGCCUCUUAUUCCGUACCUUAACUUUCAACAAAUUCUUGCCAUGCAGCAACUUUCCCAAAUCUCUCCGUCCAUGCGGAAUAGCGAUGAACACUCACGAGACAUGGAUACUACGGAAGACACUAAACCCAACCAACCUGAGUUGAACCUUCUGGCUUCGACUGCCCUAGAUCUUACUCAACAAUCUUGCAGAGCGAGUAGUACUGAUCGAGAAUCACUUGUCGAAGAGGACAAAAAGUCUCACUCAUCCCCAGCCAGUUCGACUUCAUCCCAAUCUGGAAAGAAUAAACGAAAGGGUCGAGCAGUUAGGUUGGAUCUCACCAAAGUUGCCCCUAACGAUGAGCAAGAAAUCAAAGUGGACACGGAAGAAAAUACUGAAGAGACACGAGAUGAAGAAAUGCUCCCACCUCAGUCACCCAUUGAAGACUUGUCUAGCAGGAAGGUAUCCCAAGUGUAUGAAUGUAAAUUUUGUGAUAUCACCUUCAAGGAUGCUGUUCUAUACACCAUCCACAUGGGAUACCAUGGCUACAAUGACGUCUUCCAGUGCAACAUGUGUGGAGAGAAGAGUGACGAUCGUGUGGCAUUCUUCCUCCAUAUCGCGAGAAAUCCUCAUUCCUAAUCUCUGGAAGCCAUUUCCCGAUUUUUUCCACGACACCAAAAAAAGGGGGAGGUGCUUUAGUUCCUCCCUAAACUAAAGUAUAAAACACUGUCCCAAUACGAUAAUCGUAUUUUAAAGUGAAGGGAGAUUGAAACAAACCUCCUGUGCGCUAUAAAUACACUACCACAACUUUGCAGAGAAUGUAACAUUUAUAUAUAUUUAAAAAAAAAACUAGACAAUAAUCCGAUUCAUAAAACAUCAACGAUUCCAUUCGUUCUCCCCUCGCUGUUUUAUGAAAUCACCGAGAUUAGGGUGUGUUUUUACAUUUCAUAAAAAUGAAAGAUGAAUAUUCUUUCACACAAAUACUUAUUUUUGUAGAGUUACAAAAUACAUUAUUUGUAACUAAAUAGAAUGAUAUAUAAAAUAUUCAGUAAAAAUGUUAUAGAAAAGUGUAAUUGUAAUUGAGAAGUAUUUCAAAAUUCCAUAGUCGAAUUCUAUCGUCGAGACUCAUACCAUCCAUUCAAUAAUUUGAUAAAUGAUCUGAAGAUAUUGUAAAUGAAAGCUGUUGUGUAUGAUAAAAUAAAAUUCGGUCAGUUAAAAAACAUAUUGUUAAAGAGAUAAAAUAUAACAUCAUUAUUCUCAUAGAAAUUCAUUCGUUUGUUUGUUGAGACUUUUUUUGCGUAUCGGACAAAUUAUCCAGUCCUAGUUUUACUAUUUAAGAGCGUUAAAAAUUUUAUGGAAAAGAUUUUUCCAAGCUUCUUUUUCAUUGUAAUCAUUUGGGCACACAGUUAAGUGAUACAGUACUCACUCUAUAUUGCAUUGCAAGUGUUUCAAGUUCGUUUCUCCCUAUAGAUCAUCGAAAAAUUUCUAUCAUUGAUAGUGUUUGAAUAGUAUUCACAGAACUUCAAAGAAAUAUGGACCAGAUAAAUUUGAGAAAAGAUUUAGUUCCUCUAAAUUGUUGUUCCCUGUUAGUUAUUAUUCUUAUAUACUCCCAUUAUUUAUGAACAACAAGUGGUUUCUGUACUAACGGCCUCUACACAAUAGAAAAAUUUAUGUCCUUGAAGCAAAGUCCCUACGCUUGUGCAGGAAAAAAAUCUUCAAUAUGGACAUAAAUUUCUCUAGUGUGUAGAGGCUAUAAGUACAAAAACCAACUUUUGGUCGAAAUUUUGUUUUAUAUUUAAAUACUUUACAUUUUUCACUUAACGUUGAUUUUGUGUGAAAAUUGCACCCAAAAUACGUCUCAAAGCCAGUGCCAUACUUAAUCUGAUACCCGUGAAAACUAGCUAUGUCUAAUGUGCAAGAAUAACAUCUAACAUGGUUUUAUAAAAAAAAAUGAUCUUCCUAAAAUCUUUCAUUACGUUUCAUUGAGUUCAAACGUUCAAAAUUUUAAAUCAAAACUGCAUUACAUUUUCUCUUCACUUUUAAUAUUUGCAAUGAAACAUUUAAAUAAAUUUCCUGAUCAAAGUCAUAGCCAUUCUUUAAAUUUUGGGAUCUGAACACUACGUUUUUAUAUGGAAAUACUCCAUGUUUAUGAAAGUAGUAAAGACAUGAGAAACUUAUAUUUUGAAAAUACUAGAACUUUGUUACAAUUUUCACGGUGAUUUAUACUUUCACUUCUUUAAUUCUUGUAGAAUAAGUGGGCCAAAAUACUUGGUUUUACAGAGAGCAAGGUAAUCAACACAAUUUUAAAAAUUUUGAAUCAAAAUAUCUUAUUCCAUACACGAUUUUUUCGGAUUAUUUAUCAAAUUAUUAAUGCUAUAUGAACGUCACGUAAUUCGACAAAAUUGAGAACUUUCCCGUCACUAUUUGUCCAAAAAAUAAUAAAGACAACAAAAAAAAAUAGUCAAAACCAAAUUCAAAUCAGGAAUUUCAGAAAUUUCCACAAAAAAAAAACUAUUUGUAGAAAAAAAAUAUUGAGUUGUGCAAUAAAUUGCCAAUAAGACGAUAUUUUUGUAAAACAUUUAAAUAAUAAAUCUUACUGUAUUAGGAGUUAGAAGAAAAUGAGAGUAAUAUAU
Messenger RNA from Phlebotomus papatasi, 4098 nucleotides. RefSeq names its product protein hunchback (gene hb). The record is from RefSeq and is a predicted model, not a curated record. Gene Ontology annotation, cellular component: nucleus. Bases 341 to 2104 code for a protein of 587 amino acids. Lineage: Eukaryota; Metazoa; Arthropoda; Insecta; Diptera; Psychodidae. Gene Ontology annotation, molecular function: DNA-binding transcription factor activity, RNA polymerase II-specific; RNA polymerase II transcription regulatory region sequence-specific DNA binding. Gene Ontology annotation, biological process: regulation of transcription by RNA polymerase II. The transcript has 2 exons.